Messenger RNA from Cantharellus anzutake, 1461 nucleotides. RefSeq lists its product as uncharacterized. NCBI's taxonomy places the organism in Eukaryota, Fungi, Basidiomycota, Agaricomycetes, Cantharellales, Hydnaceae. The transcript is spliced from 4 exons. The coding region runs from base 1 to 1461 and encodes 486 amino acids. The record is from RefSeq and is a predicted model, not a curated record.
AUGAUUGUGAAGCGCCACCCGGAGUAUAUGUCAUCAAGACAACGGUAUCACAAAUCGCAUCGGCAUGAAGAUAUCAAAAGAGGUUUUAGGAAAGGAGUCACCGUGCAUGGGCAUCAGCGGGCAUCACAGACGAGAGAAGUCGGUUCCCAAGGCUCCAAUGAUGCACCCGGCUCCCCUGUGAACGCUGACCCAAAGGAACUGAAAGGUCCAGAAAAUCAUCCAGAGUCAGGGAAACAGGAGAGGGUCAAAACUGGUGGCACGAGUGAAGAAAGUGGGCCCCACGCUCACCAAUCCGACAUAUCCACCGGCGACUUCGCUACUCAACGAACGUUGGUGAAUACGCCACACUCACAACGUAGGCGAUCUCGCCCGACCCAUAAGUUCCCAGACGAUCGGAAGCCCUCUCAGCUUGCUCGGGUGCCAAGAAAAAGUUCGCAGUUACAGCAGUCACAAGAUUCUGGAAAAUACGCUACCCCUAGGCUCUACUCCAGGGACGAUGGCCGCCGAAUCUCAUCUGCUGUUUCGUUGCAACCCCAACGAGUACCGUUGCCUUCUGGAUCUCGCAAUUUAUCACCGUCAGAUGAAGCCGACCCGUUGGCUGAUCUUGAGAAUAUGCCCGCAAUCGGUAGUGAGGAUGUGGACAUGGAUACGGGAGUCGACCCAUCCCCCGACGUGAACACAAAUAUUGAACAUCGAGCACCAACUGAGGAGAUGGAGUUUGAUUCCCCUAGAUCGAAUCGACGUGCCGGCCAGUGGCGACACCGAAUUGCUGCUGUUAUUACGUCUCAACCUCAGCACAUCACUCGAGCAAUGUCGAAAGCCCUGCGUGCUGCACCUCCAGAAUACGAAUUCACGAAGCAACCAGUUCACUCCGAGGAGCCGAUUUCUCAAGUCCCAGACACUGGGGUGAUCCAUCCCAUUCACACAAGUCCGUCUCGCCCUUAUCCUGAUGCUCGUCCGCCGAUUGUGGAGAAGAGAUCCUCUCAUUCUUGGCGAGCUACUGACAUUGUAUUGCGUGGUCAAGCAGCGCCCCUGGAAGCAAUAUCUGUUACACCUUCGGGCGUCUCAGAUAUUCCCAACCACGGGGCCCCAUCAUUAAUUGGCGGCAUAACUACCGCGAGGUUAUCUAAGCGCAGCCUGAGUUCGAUCCCAUUUAGUGCGCGUUUCCCAGCCCGUGUGAGCGAUCGGUUCGGCGGCGAUGGCGAUGACGUUUAUCCACGAAGUCUCGAUCCUCAAAUCGUAUCAAGGUUGUUCCAGAUGCAGGUUCAAUUCGGAUUCGACUCACAUGAUGUGUAUGAUGUGUUUCUGAAGCAGAACCGAGACUUGAAGGCCACCAUGGACGUGUUAGAGACCAACCGGGAGUUUCUUGAUGCCGACUCCUCACUGGAUGGUGAUUCAGAGUACCGACUUUUUGGCGGAGGCUCCGUCAUGUCCCGAGGGACCCAAAAUUCAUCUGACUAG